This is a messenger RNA of Colletotrichum abscissum, 240 nucleotides long. RefSeq lists its product as uncharacterized. The coding region runs from base 1 to 240 and encodes 79 amino acids. NCBI's taxonomy places the organism in Eukaryota, Fungi, Ascomycota, Sordariomycetes, Glomerellales, Glomerellaceae. The record is from RefSeq and is a predicted model, not a curated record. The transcript has 3 exons.
AUGUCGCUGCAUCCCCGUUUGGUCAUUUUGGCGUCACAACUUGGCCUGCAUUUCACAUGCGACGGUCGAGUCAAUUCCCCACAGGUUGCGUCCUCCGAAUUCUUCCCGCGUGUGAGGUGUGGAUUUGUCCUCCGAGUGGAUAUCGACGAACCUACGGGUUUCGGGUCCUCGAAGCGGUUUGUCUUCGGGUCCUUGGUGCUCAUGAUCCCAGUCCGUCGCUAUGCAUGUGAUGUCGAAUAA